AUGCACCUGCUCCACGUACCGCCCACGCCCCGACCCUCGCUUUGCCGCCAACCGCUGUAUAAAAGCCCGCCCUCUUCCCUCCGUACCCCCCCUCCCAAUCCACCCUUCCACGCCUACGACACACCGCCCCCCCCACCGUUUACCAACCCCCCUCCCCCCCCCCCCUCCACACCUCGCAAUGAAGUUCUCCACCAUCGCCGUCCUCGCGCUCCUCUUCGCCGCCGUGGCGCUCCCCGCCCGCGCGUUCCCCGCCGUCGACCUGACCGUGCUGAACCGCCAACCCGGGUCGAGCCCGUCCGCGGAGCCGUCCGUGAGCCCGGAAAUGAGCCCGGAAAUGAGCCCAGACAUGAGCCCCGAGGAGAGCCCCGAGGACGACGACGACGUGUGCGUGUCCGAGUCGUACCUGCUGUCGAUCGGCCACUCGCGCCGCGACUUCGUGCACGCGGACGCCCCCAUCGCGUCCGUGCUCUGCCCCGCCGACCGCGCCGUGCCGUGCGCUACCAAGCACCACAUGCUCCGCGUCGACGGCCGCGCCCUCAGCUACGAGCAGUACUGCGAGACCGUCGCAUGCUCCUCCCGCAUCGAGAAGGUCAACUCCGUCUACUCCCACAUCUGGCAGGAGCGUGACCUCGGCUCCGUCCACCUCACCAUGUUCGACGCCCGCUACCACGAGCUCCCGCAAAAGGCCCUCCAUAUGGCCAUGAGCGCCUCGCGCGCCGUGUUGCGCUCGGAGUAGACUAGCCCGUGGUGCCUGUCGCACGCCCACUCACACUUCUUUCCUGCCAGUCGAGGCCUUUUGCUCAAUGGGCGCUCGCGGCGCGAGCGUUUCCGGACCGCGCCGCCUGCCGUGGCGGCAGCCGGGCUGAGAGUCGCAAUCCCCCGCUGCCGCGCCGUAUGCAACGUCGCUAGUUGUGCUUGUAGGUUGUGGUCUCGUGAUAUAUCAAGAGCCUUUUUUUGUCUUGUUGAAUGCCCGCCCUGUAAACUUCGAAUAUUAUCUUG
This is a messenger RNA of Chondrus crispus (carragheen), 999 nucleotides long. RefSeq lists its product as hypothetical. The coding region runs from base 1 to 627 and encodes 208 amino acids. Lineage: Eukaryota; Rhodophyta; Florideophyceae; Gigartinales; Gigartinaceae. The record is from RefSeq and is a predicted model, not a curated record. The transcript is spliced from 2 exons.